Messenger RNA from Fusarium sp. VM40, 1797 nucleotides. The record is from the annotation of a GenBank genome assembly. NCBI's taxonomy places the organism in Eukaryota, Fungi, Ascomycota, Sordariomycetes, Hypocreales, Nectriaceae.
AUGCGCGGCUUUGCUCAGGCUGCCGCCGCAGUGCUAGCACCGGCGCUGGCGCUGGCUCAUGGCCCUCACCAUCCUCCUCCUCCUCCACCACCGCCACCUCACAUGGGAUUCCUACCUUCAGCUCUUGAUGUGACACCUUCAGCUUUCGUUUCAGUCAAGGUUCCUCUAAGCGGUUCUGAUUCGUAUCCUUUGACACUCAGAUUCGAUGUGGAGGAAUCAGAAGAAGCCUGUGGCCCUGCCAGCAUCAAGCUCAACGGCGAGCCGCUGACACAGGACGCCAAGGGUCGCGGCGUUGGAUCUUUCCUCGUCAACAACGAGACCGUCAUCUCGGCCGACUGGGACUUUGAGUGUAUCGGUCCCAAGGAGUUCCCCUUCGGCCAGUCAAUGCGCUUCAACGUCAAGGCCCUCGACGACAUGGCCCUCACAGAGGAGUCUUCCUUCUGGAUGACUUUCAAGCAAACCGCCCCAGUCCGGAUAUCCGACGUUGGAAACGCCGCCUACGUAUGGAGUCUGUCCAUGCCCUUCAGCGCCAAAGAAAAGGAUACCACGUCUGGCGACAAGUCCUCCGGCAACGCACCCCCUUCGAGCUGGGAGUACCCCGACCGCGAGUUCCAGGAUCCCGAGGAGGAGCUUCAGGUUGAGCUGCUCGAGUUGAAUGAUCUUCAUCAGCAGAUUGUUCGGCUUGAGAAGCUUGUUGAGGAGAGGGAAGCGUCUGUGUCUAAGAAGCUUGGCAAGAUGUAUCCUCCCCCUCCUCCUUCAACCUUCAAGAAGAUCAAGCAAUGUGAUGGCGUUCAGUGUGUUUUGCAUACCGUGACAGAUGAGAUGCGACACUCUGCGCACCGAUUCUACGAUACUAUCUUUGGACAUCCUCCUCCCCCUCACCAUGGCCCUCAUCACGGUCCUCACCACGGAAAUGGAACUCACCAUGGUCCUCAUCCUCCUCAUCAUGGCCCUCCUCACCACCCCCCUCCCCCACCACCUCCUCCUCACCACGGUCAUCCUCCUUUCCCCUUCCCCGGAGGUCACCCUCCUCCUCCUUUCUGUCCUCCUUGCUCUUGUGAUCCUCACCAUGGCAACCCCCCUCCCCCUCAUCACGGCGACAAGCCUCACGGACCUCAUCACGACAAGCCCGAAGAUGGUUUCCGUGCUGAGGAGCAAGAGGGACACCACCACCCACCACCUCCUCCUCACAACCCCAUCAUUGUGAUUCUUGGCGUUGUCGCCAUCGCCAUGGCUCUUUUCUGCGGUAUCACCGUUGCCUACAUCCACCGCCGCGUAGCUCGUCUCAGCCCUGAGUCCCGUCGUGCUAUCCGCCGCGCAUUCCGCCAAUCUCGUGACGAGCGCCGCAAGGACUCUGCUCUCAAGGCUGCUUACCGCGCCUUCGUUUCGCGAUGGGUUGAAAACGAUGAGGAGGAGAAGGAGGCUAUGCUCCGUGGUGACCGACGCCGAAGAGCUUCCUCCGGCAGCGACACAACUAUGGAAGAGGAGAUCGCUCAGUUCCGUGAGGCUGCUCACAUGGUUGAGGGCAUCGUUGCCGCUGAGGAGGGUCACAGCCGUGCCAGCUCUUACAGCUACACAACUGGUCCUGCCGUUCCUCCCCGCCCAUCACACCACAUCGCCGCCACCUCAUACCCCGGCUUCGUCGACAACGAUGACAGCCUCCCUGCCUACGACGACGAUGAGCGCGACUCAUCGGUUGUGGCAGACGGAUGCCGAUACACUCCUGGCAGCUCCGAUUACACCCCUUCCACCUCCGGAUCCAACGCCAGCGAUGUUCUGGGUGAUACCAAGAACUAA